CAGUACAGACAAAGUUGCUAAUGGAACGAUAUGGUGUCAAAAAUGGAAGAAGCAGAUGACCCGAUGCUUAGAUGGAAAAACAGAGAUGUGGAAAUGCAAAGUUAUUCUUAUAGUAUCUCCAGCGAGGAAGAAAGCGGUUCUGUUUUCGAUAUAGAGCAAAGAACAAGAACUAAACCUUAUCAAGAAAUAUGGAAUGCAGAUUCUAUAUGGGAAAGUCUUAUGCAUUUGAAUGAAUCAGAAGAAAUAAAUGAACUAUUACUUAAAGACGAUGUCAGAAAGGCUAUCCAUACGAACAAAAAUACUGCUCUACUCAUUUCCUCGUGGACAGGAAAUGCGACUGCAUUAAAAACAAUUAUAGAAGCCGGACCGUUUCUAGAAAAAACCGAUGAAAAUGGAAGGACAGCAGUCCACUUGGCAUCUUACGGCGGGAAAAGUGAAUGUUUAAAGCUAUUACUAGACGCAGGUUGUAACAUCAACGCCUACGAUCACAGCAAGCAGAUAACGCCUUUACAUUGUGCAGCAGGCGCGGGAGAUUUGACAUGCAUAAAGAUCUUGAUAAAAAGAGGAGCGGGCAUCAACGCAGGUUUAAACAGUGGAAAUUUUAGACCUCCGUUAUAUUUUGCUGUACUAAGCAAUGCUACCGAAUGUGUGAAAGAGUUGUUACAAAAUGGAGCAAUUCCAAAUACUUGCCAGAUUUUUAGUGAAACUCCUCUUCACGUAGCAUCAGCACUGGGAAACUCUGCAGUAGUCGAAGUUCUUCUGCGUUAUGGAGCUGCCAAAGAUGUGCAAUGUGGGAAUGAAAAAAUGACUCCACUCCAUCUGGCUGCAGAAGAUGGAGACGAAAACUGCGUUAAUUUGCUUCUAAACGCCGGUGCUAAUAUAGCUGCGAAAAACUACAAAAAUCAAACACCUUUGCAUUUAGCAGCUCUAUCCCAAUGUACAGAAACAAUUGCAAUCCUGUUGAAAAAAGGUGCAGAUCCAAAUGCUACCGAUGUGGAUGGAAGAACUCCGUUGCAUAGUUCGAUUGUAAAAGCUUCCAGGUCUUGCGAAGCCGUAAGACUACUACUAAGCGCAAGACCUAACGUAAACAAACCAGAUAUUUUUGGUUAUACUCCUCUCCAUUUAGCAGCUCUAAAUGAGUAUGCGCACUGCGUUAUGUUAUUAAUCAACCACGGUGGGGAUGUAACUGCAAGAACUAAUGGCGGAAUAUCAGUUCUUACUUUUAUAACCAGGAAGACCCCAGACGUGAUUGAAAAAUACAAAUCUAAAUUCGACUACUCUAUAAAACUAAUAGACCACGAGUUGGGUGACAUUGAUUGCGAAUUAAAAUUAGAUUUCACAGUUCUUGUACCUACGGUUGGUAACAAAGAAACGGAACUUCUUUUGAACUUUAUAGAAGUGGGCCAUAAGGAAAUUCUCAAACAUCCGCUGUGUGAAACGUUUUUAUUUUUAAAAUGGAGGCGCAUUAGAAAGUUUUUCCUUUUCAGUUUAUUUUACCAUUCCCUUUUUGUAUUCUUGUUUACCUUUUAUACGGUAGGUGUAUUUCUUCGAAAUUGCCCAUCUGCCAAAAGCCAUGUCGAUCCUUGCUGGGUACCAGAAUAUGUCAAGACUGUCGGUUAUGUGCUAUUAAUUCUGAAUUUAUUAUUGUUAGCUAAAGAAUUAUUUCAGAUAGCCCAUUCGUGGGUCACGUAUGUAAGACAAUGGGAGAAUGCCCUCCAGUGGUUUAUUAUUUUUGGAGUGUUUUGCUGUGUCCAACCAACCACCAAUAUGAAUGUAGAACAGGAUGUAUAUAAUUGGCAGCACCAUGUGGCAGCUAUUAGCAUAUUUGUCACUUGGGUCGAGUUAAUGAUGAUAGUUGGAAGGUUUCCUGUAUUCGGUUUGUAUAUUCAAAUGUUUACAACAGUUGCGGUAAAUUAUGCUAAGUUUAUGCUGGCAUAUUUUUGCUUAUUUCUGGCAUUCUCUUUAAGUUUCGGCGUCAUAUUCGCCAAUUAUAAAGCCUUUAAAGAUCUCAAAUGGGUACUGUUAAAAGUCAUAAUAAUGAUGUCAGGAGAAUUAGAGUUUGAAGAUGUAUUUUUUCCCGAUGAUAAAGAAGAGCAAAUCAAAUAUCCUGUUACAGCACAUUUAAUGUAUCUAUGUUUUGUAAUCUUGGUGACGAUUAUUUUAACGAAUUUAAUAGUCGGUCUGGCAGUUAGCGAUAUUCAAGAAUUACAGCAAAGUGCUGGAUUAGACAGGUUAGUUAGACAAGCGGAGUUAGUAGCUCACUUGGAGAGUAUGUUGUUUUCCAAACUCUUGACGUGCAUACCUUACAAGGUGAUGAAAUUUUUACACACCAAAGCAUUGCUUCUUAGAUCUCAGCACCAUUGGGCUUUAUAUAUACGGCCCAAUGAUCCAAGAGAAGAACGAAUACCACAAGACUUGAUUAAACAUAUUUAUCAAUUAGUAGUGGCGCGGAGAGAAAAACCAAAAAAGAAUCGACGAAUGAAAUCCGACUAUUAUUACGACGUUAUUUCUCCUUCGCUCUCAAGACUGAGUUCUUAUAACAGCGAUGGGGGAAAGUACGGCAGUAGAAAUCAAUUAACAAAUCUGAAAGCUCAAGUUGACGAAGUAACAAAAGCUUUUCAUGAACACAAUAAGAUGAUGAGACACAAGAUUGACAAAAUAUACAUGGCUCUAAAUGGUACUAAAUAAUUUCUGACGAUAUUUAGGCCUAUUCUGUAACUACAAAAUGAAAUGAGUCCAAUCGAAUAGAGGUCAGCAAGUCGGAUCGGAAUUUGUGGGAAUUGAUAUUCUGUAACUCUUCUCGACCUCUACUAUCGGAACUUUGUUGGGUAGAAAUUUAUUUCGAGUAGACAAGCCCUGUCGAGAUCACAUUUCGACAUCGUAAUUGGUUUUGACGUUUACGUAUUGGCAUUUUUAUUGUUGUUUUGACAUUUAUUUGUUAAAUAAAUUGGCGAUAUUAGUCUGUGUUGUUAUUUAUUUAGAUAACUGUAUAUUUAAUUUUAUAUACCAAUAAUUAUACAGCAUCAAGGUUAAUAGAAAUCAUUAAACAUUUUAAAAAUUGCUACUCUAAUUAAUUUACUGGUAGAAUGUGUAGAUUUGAACGUAUCUAGUGUGUUUCAAACGAAACGCCAAAAUUUUUCUUAGGGAAAAAACUUACUUUUACCGUGCAAUUAUGUUCAGAGAUAAAGUCUACUAUAUAAUUUAAAUGCUCAGCAGAUGUUUUUUCUUUGGUGUUCGUGUUCCCAGCGGUGUUCCAUUUUUUUCUUUUGUGUUUUAAUUUGUCUAACUUAACCAAAACCAUCGAAAACAAAUCAAAAUUUCUUCUUAUUUUGAUGAACUUUUCGCACAAAACACUUAUUUCACUUUGAAGUACGGUGUUGCCACCUCCUCCUGAGCGCGUCAAAUAGAAGUGGGCGUUUUCGAUUUACACUGAAGACGAUGUGUGUCCAAUAUCAAAUAUUCAUUAUUCAUAUCCGAUAUUGAACAGUAUAUUUUUAUCACCCCGUACAUCACACGAACCAAUUUGUUUUCAUAUUUAAACAUGUGCUGAAUAUUGCAUUUGUUUAAUUGUUGCAAUUUAUAAACAAUAUUUUGGCAAUGGACAUAAUUUAGCUGACUAAUUAAACUUGUUGUCGUGUGAGGCAUGACCCAAUUCAUGUUGCCAACAAGAAAUAAUAAUAAUAAACUGCCUUUAUCUUUAAGAAAUAAUACAUUUUAGAAUCAUUCUCAAGAAUCACUUCAACCAGGCAAGAUGUGCCUUUAACUUCACUCACUAGAAUCAAUAUGUAGUAUCAAAAAGAGUCUUCAACUAAAUCGCGUACAAGUCACGGUCAGUACUCAACGUUCUUCCGGGGUAACUACCCUAGUGUCGGUUUUAUAAAUAAAUUCUUUAAUUGCUAUUGGUGUUUCGCUAAUCUGAAGUGCAUCCUACACUGAGCCACGAAGAUCAUACAUUGUGAGUUACGAAAUGCCAAUCCAAACACGAAAACGACGCAAUAGAUAUCUAACAUUCCGAUUUCGGGUCAUUACGAUUCGACUGGAUCAUUUCUAUUUCAUUUGUUAAAAGUUACAGAAUAGAGCUGAUUGAGUGCGUCACGAAGCUGUAUUUUUGUAAAAAAACUAGAUUAGUAGUUGAAGAUUUGUAUUUAAAUUUUAUUAUAUUAUGAUUGUAAAUAAAGUUAUUUAAAACA
This is a messenger RNA of Diabrotica virgifera virgifera (western corn rootworm), 4190 nucleotides long. It is a transcript of the gene pyx, whose product is annotated as transient receptor potential channel pyrexia. Lineage: Eukaryota; Metazoa; Arthropoda; Insecta; Coleoptera; Chrysomelidae. The coding region runs from base 31 to 2688 and encodes 885 amino acids. The transcript has 4 exons. Gene Ontology annotation, cellular component: membrane. Gene Ontology annotation, molecular function: protein binding; monoatomic ion channel activity. The record is from RefSeq and is a predicted model, not a curated record. Gene Ontology annotation, biological process: transmembrane transport; monoatomic ion transport.